AUGGCGAUUAUCUCUGAGAUGGAGGAGGCGAGACCCUCGAUGGUGCCUUUCACCGCAAGUUUUGAUCCUUCAAACCCAAUAGCGUUUUUGGAGAAAGUUCUUGAUGUUAUCGGGAAAGAGAGCAAUUUUCUGAAGAAAGACACGGCUGAGAAGGAGAUCGUGGCUGCUGUUAUGGCUGCGAAGCAGAGGUUGAGGGAAGCGGAGAAGAAGAAGUUGGAGAAGGAGAGUGUUAAGUCCAUGGAGGUUGAGAAGCCAAAGAAAGAUAGCUUGAAGCCCACGGAGCUGGAGAAGCCGAAGGAGGAGAGCUUGAUGGCGACUGAUCCCAUGGAGAUUGAGAAGCCUAAAGAGGAGAAAGAAUCGGGUCCCAUCGUUCCUAACAAAGGCAAUGGGCUUGAUUUUGAGAAAUACUCAUGGGGACAGAAUCUCCAAGAGGUCACAAUUAACAUUCCAAUGCCGGAAGGCACUAAAUCAAGGUCUGUUACCUGUGAAAUCAAGAAGAACCGUCUCAAAGUUGGUCUCAAAGGGCAAGACCUAAUCGUCGAUGGAGAAUUCUUCAAUUCUGUCAAGCCUGACGACUGCUUCUGGAAUAUCGAGGAUCAAAAGAUGAUAUCGGUGCUCUUGACAAAGCAAGACCAGAUGGAGUGGUGGAAGUAUUGUGUGAAGGGAGAACCUGAGAUAGACACUCAGAAAGUUGAACCAGAGACCAGCAAACUUGGUGAUCUCGACCCUGAAACUCGCGCAUCCGUUGAGAAGAUGAUGUUUGAUCAAAGGCAGAAGCAGAUGGGACUACCAAGGAGUGAUGAGAUAGAGAAGAAAGAUAUGCUCAAGAAGUUCAUGGCUCAGAAUCCUGGGAUGGACUUCUCUAAUGCAAAGUUUAACUGAUGAUCUUUAUCCAACUCUUCUUCGUUUAAGGCCCUGUUUGUUUGUCCAUCCA
Arabidopsis thaliana (thale cress) is the source of this 934-nucleotide messenger RNA. RefSeq names its product HSP20-like chaperones superfamily protein. The coding region runs from base 1 to 882 and encodes 293 amino acids. The transcript is spliced from 3 exons. Gene Ontology annotation, cellular component: cytoplasm. Lineage: Eukaryota; Viridiplantae; Streptophyta; Magnoliopsida; Brassicales; Brassicaceae. The record is from RefSeq and is marked reviewed.